Molecule: messenger RNA, 951 nt
Organism: Hydra vulgaris (swiftwater hydra)
Lineage: Eukaryota; Metazoa; Cnidaria; Hydrozoa; Anthoathecata; Hydridae
Cellular component (GO): nucleus
Molecular function (GO): DNA binding
Source: RefSeq, a predicted model, not a curated record
AUGUCUCGCAACCUACAACUUUCUAUUCAAACCCCACAAGCCACCAGUGUAAACAGAGCUGUUGGCUUCAAUAAACCAAAGUUAAAUCAGUUUUUUUCAGUAUACAAGUCAUUAUUUGAGGAACAUAAGUUUUCAGCCAAACAGCUCUGGAAUAUGGAUAAAACUGGAAUAACAAAUGUCCAUAAGCCAGGAAAAAUAAUUGCAACAAAGGGAAAACGACAAGUUUCAAAAAUAACUAGUGGAGAAAGAGGUGCUACUGUGACUGUCGUGUGUGCAAUGAGUGCAAGUGGUGUUUAUGUUCCACCAUUAUUUAUAUUCCCCCGUAAGCGAAUGACUGAUAGGCUGGCUUUUGGUGCACCUUCAGGGUCAAUUGUUAGAGUUAGCUCCAGUGGAUGGACAGAUUCAUCUUUAUUCAUCGAAUGGUUAACACAUUUUGUUACUGUGACUCAUGCAUCUAAAAAUAAUGAGCAAUUAAUUGUACUCGAAGGUCAUCAUAGUCACAAAACACUUGAAGCCAUUAACUUUUGUCGCAACAAUGGGAUUCACUUUAUAACUCUUCCACCUCAUUGUACACACAAAUCGCAACCUUUAGACCGUACAUUUUUCAAACCAUUAAAAGUUGGUUACAAUACUGAAGCAAGCAACUGGAUGUUAUCGCAUCAGGGGCGUAGAAUUUCAUUUUUUGACAUGGCAGGUAUUUUUACAACUGCUUAUAACUUUACUGCAAACAUUGACAAACCAAUCAAUGGAUUUAGAUGCUCUGGUUUAUACCCAAUAAAUGAGCUUAUUUUUAACAAUGAAGCCUUUGAUUCAGCUUUGCUCAUUGAUGAAGCUAUACCAUUGGAAAGCUGUCAGCAAUCAAGUGAUUUGCCUAGUAUACCUCUUGUUGCACCUAUACAGUUGCCAGAUGUCAUAAGCACAGCAACUGUUGCCUCAAAAAAUGAAGACUAA